Triticum dicoccoides is the source of this 3682-nucleotide messenger RNA. Its product is annotated as alpha-L-fucosidase 2-like. Gene Ontology annotation, molecular function: alpha-L-fucosidase activity. Gene Ontology annotation, biological process: carbohydrate metabolic process. Lineage: Eukaryota; Viridiplantae; Streptophyta; Magnoliopsida; Poales; Poaceae. The coding region runs from base 210 to 2705 and encodes 831 amino acids. The transcript is spliced from 10 exons. The record is from RefSeq and is a predicted model, not a curated record.
GAAAACAAUUGCAGUAAAAUGAAGCAGAUAUUUGGCUUGCAAAAGGCCAACACGGAGGCGGAGGCCGGCCUGCAUGCACGCCGGCUUGUUGUUGUCCUCUCCCUUGGCGCCAAACAACCAAGAGAAUAGAAUAGAAUGGAAGCUCCCUCCGAGCAGAGCACAAAACCAUUUCUAUCUUCCGAUCCUCCAGCACUCAUCUUCUACUGCCCAUGGCCAUGGACGGUCCCGACGGCUGGGUCUGGGUGCGCCGGCCGGCGGAGGAGGAAUCGUGGCGUCCAUGGACGGCUGAGGAGGAGGAGGAGCGGCCACUCAAGGUGGUGUUCUCGUCGCCGGCCGAGUACUUCACGGACGCGGCGCCGAUCGGCAACGGCAGCCUCGGCGCCAUGGUUUGGGGCGGGGUCUCCUCCGACAAGCUCCAGCUUAACCAUGAUACACUAUGGACCGGCGUGCCAGGGAACUACACCGACCCAAAGGGGCCGGGUGUACUUGCAGAGGUGAGGCAAUUGGUCGACCAAGGAAGGUUCGCCGACGCCACGGCUUCAGCCAAGGGCCUUUUUGGUGGACAGUCUGAGGUAUACCAACCUCUUGGUGACUUAAAUAUCGAGUUCAGCACCUCGGAUGAGGUGUAUGAUUCUUACAAAAGAGAGCUUGAUCUACAUACGGCGACUGCUCUGGUCACAUAUGUCAUCGGGGGAGUGCAGUACACAAGGGAGCACUUCUGCUCGAAUCCACAUCAAGUCAUCGUCACCAGGUUCUCAGCAAGCACACCAGGCCAUGUCUCCUGCACACUGUCCUUAAGCAGUCAGUUAAACCACAGCGUCACUGUAACCAAUGAAAACGGGAUGAUCAUGGAAGGCAUAUGUCCAGGUCAGAGGCCUGCAAUGAGAGAAAACGGUGGCGAUAAUGCAACUGGCAUUAGGUUUACAGCUGCUCUGGGUUUGCAGAUGGGUGGGGGCGCGGCAAAAGUUAUAGUGCAGAAUGACCAAAAGUUGAAGCUUGACAGUGCAGAUUGGGUUGUUUUCAUAGUUGCAGCAGCAUCCUCAUUCGACGGGCCACUUGUUAAUCCUGCAGACUCUAAACUAGACCCCACGUCUCUAGCUCUCAGUACGCUGAAUUACAGCAGGAACCUCACAUUUGAUCAGCUUAAAGCAGCCCAUUUGGAUGAUUAUCAGAGCCUUUUUAACCGUGUGACGUUGCAACUUUCACGAGGAUUGAAUGACGCAUGCUCUUCGGUGAUUCAGAAAGAUAGACCAGAAGAAGUUGCUGAAGACAUCAGAACAUCAGCAGAUAGAGUGAAGAGUUUCAGUACUGAUGAGGAUCCUUCUCUGGUUGAACUCUUAUUUCAGUAUGGUCGCUAUCUCCUCAUUUCCUGUUCUCGGCCUGGAACUCAGGUUUCUAAUCUGCAAGGAAUCUGGAGCCAAGAUAUUGCACCUGAGUGGGAUGCAGCUCCUCAUCUGAACAUAAAUCUACAGAUGAAUUACUGGCCAGCACUUCCUUGCAACCUUAGCGAAUGCCAAGAACCAUUGUUUGAUUUUCUAGGAUCACUUGCGGUUAACGGGAUUAAAACAGCAAAAGUCAAUUACCAAGCAGGUGGAUGGGUAACACAUCAUGUGUCGGAUAUAUGGGCAAAAUCAUCGGCGUUCCUUAAGAAUCCAAAGCAUGCUGUGUGGCCCAUGGGAGGAGCCUGGCUUUGCACACACCUAUGGGAGCACUACCAGUUUUCAAUGGACAAAGACUUUUUGGAAAACACAGCAUAUCCACUGCUGGAAGGCUGUGCCAACUUUCUGGUCGACUGGUUGAUUGAAGGACCUGGAGGUUAUCUGGAAACCAAUCCCUCAACUUCUCCGGAGCAUGCUUUCAUAGCUCCUGAUGGUAAACCAGCAAGCGUGAGUUACUCGACAACAAUGGACAUCUCAAUCAUCCGGGAGGUUUUCCUUGCAGUCCUUGCAUCUGCGGAGCUUUUGGGAAAAGCUGAUAUUGAUUUGGUUGAGAGAAUCAAGAAAGCGCUCCCAAGACUUCCUCCCAUACAAAUUGCAAGAGAUCGUACCAUGUUAAUGCAGGCACUAGAUUUUAAGGACCCAGAAGUCCAACAUAGGCACCUGUCGCAUCUCUUUGGACUUUACCCUGGACAUACUAUAGCCAUGGAUAAUGACCCUGAUGUUUGUGAAGCUGUUGCCAAUAGCCUUUACAAAAGAGGUGAAGAUGGCCCCGGAUGGUCAACUACAUGGAAAAUGGCUUUGUGGGCGCGUCUUCUGAACAGUGAAAAUGCAUACAGAAUGGUUUUAAAGCUGAUCACCUUGGUUCCUCCCGGUGGUAAGGUUGAGUUUGAAGGAGGACUCUAUACCAAUCUGUGGACAGCACACCCGCCAUUCCAAAUAGACGCAAACUUCGGAUUUGCAGCUGCCCUUGCUGAGAUGUUGAUCCAGAGCACACAGAGUGACCUUUAUUUGCUCCCCGCUCUGCCGAGAGAUAGGUGGCCCACGGGCAGCGUCAAAGGGCUGAAGGCCCGCGGUGAUGUGACCGUCGACAUCCGCUGGAAGGAAGGGGAGCUUCAUGAAGCAGUGCUAUGGUCGUCAAAUGAUCGAAAUACAGUCGCAAGGCUGCAUUAUGGCAAAGAGGUUGCUGCUGUGACAGUUCGUCGCGGUAUUGUUUACAGGUUUUGUAGCGGAUUGCGAUGUCUGGAGACAUGGCCACUCUGCAAAUGACUGUCCCAUGCCAUGCACUUGAAAAUGCUUGAAUUAGUCAUUUUUUUCAUUUUUCACUAUUGGACACAAUGGUACAUCAAGGGACACAGUUACUGCCAGUUUGACUGGGGAGUGUGAGGACCAAUUUAUCUUAGCAUUUUGUGACAAAAAUGCUACUCAUAUAUUGGAAAUAUGCUACUGCUCCUUCUUCAGCUUUUAUUUACAUUCUUUCAUGGAGCAUGGAUAAAAUUAGUUGAAGAUUGUUAGGACGUGCUAUAUCACACCACAAAGAGCUGUAAUGAGAAAAUAAAAUGGGGUAGUUCCUUACAUGAUAGUGAAUAAAAAAAUUCUUCUAUUUCAAGGUUUGAAUAAUAAUUUCAAGAUUUCAGGGAAAUAUUUGAGACUCAAGUUUUCACAACUCGAAGCACCCAAAUCUGGGUCAAGGGGACUUGAGCUCGGAUCCGACGGUCCAUUAGUAAAAGUGUGGGCGUGUUAGCACGAGUGACUUUCUUUAUUUUCUUUUCUUUUUUUCCAUGGCCUGGUCACAUUCCUGUAACUUGUAAAAUUACCCUCUUCUUAUAUGCAAAAGCAGAGCUUCUUCUGCUAGUUCCAGUCAAAAUAUCACACCCUUGUUCCUUGAUUUGCACCCUAGGCUCUCUACCAUAGUUGAGAACAAUCUAUGAUACGUACACUGCGAUCCUUGUUGGCCAGCAAUCUUGACUUUGCAGGCAACACAUGCACGAACCACCGAACCGACGACGAAUCGCUCAAUACAGCAACAUGUUCUGCUUAUCCUGCUUCUUUUGCGUCAUGCCUCAUAUAAACAAGCGACACAGAAAUCCCAAAUCAGCAAUGUGGAAUGGAAUAAAAAACCAGCCUAAGAGGGUAACAACAUCUACGUCAGGUUAUCCUAUAUAUAUACCUAAAUAGUUGAUCCACAUUAACUCUAAUUCUCUCAACAUGCAGCCCUCCACCCUCCACAUCACCAAAUGUCCACA